CGGUGCCAGCCUCCAGCGGCGGUGCCAGCAGUUCCAGCCCGUUGCUUUACUUUUUAGCUUCACCAACGUAGUCAUUAUGCCGAAGAGAAAGUCUCCAGAGAAUCCAGAGGGCAAGGAUGGAUCCAAAGUAACUAAACAGGAGCCCACCAGACGGUCUGCCAGGUUGUCAGCGAAACCCGCUCCCCCAAAACCUGAACCUAAACCAAGAAAAACAUCUGCUAAGAGAGAACUGGCAACAAAGGUUAACAAAGGUGCUAAAGGGAAGAAGGAGGAAAAGCAAGAAGCUGGAAAGGAAGGUACUGCACCAUCUGAAAAUGGUGACACUAGAGCUGAAGAGAUCCACAUCUCUCGCUCAACUGUUAAUGUCUCAGCCUCCAGAGGUACCCCACCCAGCACACUGUCAGUAAAGGGGCAGAUUGAAACAGUGAGAGCACAGAAAACUGAAUCUGUAAACGAGGGAGAAUGAAUUGUCAUGAAAAUUGGGGUUGAUUUUAUGUACCUCUUGGGACAACUUUUAAAAGCUAUUUUUACCGAGUAUUUUGUAAAUGCUAAUUUUUUAGGACUCUACUAGUUGGCAUACAAAAAUAUAUAAGGAUGGACAUUUUACCUUCUCGUAGUCCUGCUUUUUGGAAAUUCCCAUCAUCCUUGAGUAAAAUAAAUACCAAUCUAAUAUUGGAAGCUGUCUGUAACAUUGAUUCAGCAUUCCAUGCACUUGCUUUAAAAAUUUAGUCCUGUGCAUACUGUGGUGUUUUUACUGUGCGUAUUUGAAUUUUUUCAUGCAGUUUUUCUAGAGCAAUAAUCAGUGGUGCUUUUGUACCUAGGUUUUAUGUGAUUUUAAUGAAACAUGGAUAGUUGUGGCCACCUGCUGACUAUUUGUGGUUUAAAAUAAAAGGUUUUCCUGCCUGCAAAA
Molecule: messenger RNA, 910 nt
Organism: Kogia breviceps (pygmy sperm whale)
Lineage: Eukaryota; Metazoa; Chordata; Mammalia; Artiodactyla; Physeteridae
Source: RefSeq, a predicted model, not a curated record